AUGGACGGCGACCCGGCGGUCGAGCCGCAGCUCGACUCUUUCAGCCUCACUUUUCCCCUUCCUUACCGCGUCGCAUUUAUCGUGGUUCUUGCCGUCUGGGGAUGGGGCAUCAACCUGCACUACCUCCAUGACCGCAAGAUCGACGUGCCCUCGCUCAUCCGCUACCCAUCACGACCGUCCGCCUCGCAUCCACCCCACCACCUCUCCACGUACCGUCUCGCAGCCGUCCUGUCCGCGACGUUCGCCCUCUCGAUCGUCACCUUCUGGCUCUUCUCCCACCGCAACCCGGCCCUGGUUGUCUACUACGACUGGAUGCCCAUGACCUACCUCGUCGUCCUCGCCAUCCUCUUCGCCCUCCCCCUGCGCUCCUUCUCCCUCAGCCACAGCGGCCGCAGCCGCCUCCUCGCAACCCUCAGGCGCGUCAGCAUUGGUGGGCUUGCGCAGGCCGCCGACGGCAAGUUCGGCGACAUCCUCCUGGCUGAUGUGCUCACGUCGUACGCCAAGGUCAUGGGCGACCUGUUUGUGUGCAUCUGCAUGAUGUUCUUUCACGGCGCCACCGGCAGCGCGACCGACCGACCGGACAGGAACUGCGGCGGCCGUGUGCUGGUGCCUCUGAUCAUGGCCACGCCGUACCUGAUCCGCCUCCGCCAGUGCCUCAUCGAGUACGUCCGCGUGCGCCGCGCCCCCUACAAGGAGAGCGUCGGCUGGGGCGGGCAGCACCUGGCCAACGCGACCAAGUACGCGACCUCGUUCCCCGUCAUCAUCUUCAGCGCCCUGCAGAGGAACCUGCCCGACACGCCCGCCUACGAUGCCCGCCGGACGGGGCUGUACCGCGCGUGGGUCGCCGCGUGCCUGGUGAACAGCCUGUACAGCUUCUACUGGGACGUCGCCAAGGACUGGGACCUGACGCUGUUCUCGGGCGCCAGGGAGCGCAACGCGCCGGACCACGCCGUUGGGCUGCGGAGGAGGCUGCUGGUCGGCAACGGGCCCCCGACCUACUACAUGAUCAUCGCCAUGGACCUCAUGCUGCGCUGCACGUGGUCGCUGAAGCUCAGCCCGCACCUGGACCACAUCUCCGACUUUGAGGCCUCCAUCUUCAUCAUUGAGUUCCUCGAGGUGUUCCGGCGCUGGGUCUGGAUCUUCCUGCGUGUCGAGACCGAGUGGCUGAGGAACACGCACACGGGGCUAGAGGUGGAUGAUAUCCUGUUGGGCGACUACCAGGGGAAAUACAUGGGCCGGAACUUUGGGUGA
Messenger RNA from Cryphonectria parasitica EP155, 1251 nucleotides. RefSeq lists its product as uncharacterized. Lineage: Eukaryota; Fungi; Ascomycota; Sordariomycetes; Diaporthales; Cryphonectriaceae. The coding region runs from base 1 to 1251 and encodes 416 amino acids. The transcript is spliced from 3 exons. The record is from RefSeq and is a predicted model, not a curated record. Gene Ontology annotation, cellular component: membrane; cytoplasm.